Brachypodium distachyon (stiff brome) is the source of this 2239-nucleotide messenger RNA. Its product is annotated as protein indeterminate-domain 16. The record is from RefSeq and is a predicted model, not a curated record. The transcript is spliced from 3 exons. The coding region runs from base 344 to 1852 and encodes 502 amino acids. Gene Ontology annotation, cellular component: nucleus. Lineage: Eukaryota; Viridiplantae; Streptophyta; Magnoliopsida; Poales; Poaceae. Gene Ontology annotation, molecular function: DNA-binding transcription factor activity.
CUUUGGCGUUGUCUCUGUAGCAGCUCACAAAAGCCAACUCCAAGACCCUUUUCUUCCCUCCUCCUUUCCAUCUCCUUUAACUCCUUCCAAGCUCUUGCUGCCGUUAAAGAUUAGUAUUAGGAGUUCUCCUCUCCCCUUUCUCUCUCAUUGAUACUCCUUCCCAUCUGGUUGAUCCCCCUUCCUCCCUCGGCCUUCCAGUCCCCAUUAUAUAGAACGCAUUCCGGUUGGAUCGUCUAUAUCAACAACCCUUGAUCAGACGAGCCGACGAAGGGGGCUGGGGAAGUUUUCUCUCCCUUCUUGUUCAGAAAUACCCUGGUGUAGAGUAGGAGUGUGCGGCAUAGCCAUGCUGGGUCCGACGGCCGGGGCCGGGCCGCCACCGGAGGAGGACAUGCCGGAGCCGUUUGGCUCGCUCCAGAUCGCCACCACCUCCGCCGGCGCCGCGACGAAGAGGAAGCGCCGGCCGGCCGGCACACCAGACCCGGACGCGGAGGUGGUUUCGCUGUCGCCGCGGACGCUGCUGGAGUCGGACCGGUACGUGUGCGAGAUCUGCAACCAGGGGUUCCAGCGGGACCAGAACCUGCAGAUGCACCGGCGGCGGCACAAGGUGCCGUGGAAGCUGCUGAAGCGGGAGGCCGGCGAGGCGGCGCGGAAGCGGGUGUUCGUGUGCCCGGAGCCCAGCUGCCUGCACCACGACCCCUCCCACGCCCUCGGCGACCUCGUCGGGAUCAAGAAGCACUUCCGCCGCAAGCACAGCGGCCACCGCCAGUGGGCCUGCGCCCGCUGUUCCAAGGCCUACGCCGUCCACUCCGACUACAAGGCCCACCUCAAGACCUGCGGCACCCGCGGCCACUCCUGCGACUGCGGCCGCGUCUUCUCCAGGGUGGAGAGCUUCAUAGAGCACCAGGACACGUGCAACGCCGGUUGCCCACAGGCGGCGGGGUCGGACGUGCCGGCGGCGACGGCGCGUGGAGUAGCCGCCGUCGCGUCUUCGCAACAACAGCAGCAGGUCCCGGCGCCGGCAGCGUCUCUGUCACGUACCGCGUCAAGCACCAGCCCGUCCAGCGACAUCGUCAUCAGCCCCGUGGCCUGGCCUAGCGCCGGCGCCGGGGCAAUGCGCAGCCCGACAGCCGCCGCGUUCCACCGGUUCGACCAGGCUCCGUCGCCGCCCGAAGGCCGUGGCGGCGGGCACAACCUCGAGCUACAGCUCAUGCCGCCGUCCAGCGGCUGCACCGUGGGAGGUUCCCUUGCUCCGGGCGUGGCGCCGUCGUGCUACGGAGCGCCGCCGUGCUCACCGGGAGACGAUGCCGCCAUGCAGCUGCAGCUUACUAUAGGCUUCUGCAGCGGCGACGUCAACCGCGGAGAGUUGAGGCCCUUCGGCAGAGACGACGCGGCCGCGCACGCCAGGGCGAAGCAGGAGGCGGCGCGGGAGGAGCUGCGGCAGGCAAUGGGGGAGAAGGCCGCGGCGGACGAGGCACGCGCGCAGGCGAAGCGGCAGGGGGAGCUGGCCGAGCAGGAGCUCGCGAGCGCCAAGCGGAUGCGGCACCAGGCGCAGGUGGAGCUGAGCCGCGCCCACGCCCUCCGCGAGCACGCCGUGCGCCAGGUCAACGCCACGCUGCUCCAGAUCACCUGCCUCAGCUGCCGCCAAAAGUUCCGGGCAGCAGCAGCAACGACCGCGAUCAGGCCGGCGCCCGCCGCCGCCAUGUCAGCCGAGCAGCAGGUGGCCUGCAGCUACGUGUCCUCCUCCGUCGUCACCGAGGGCGGCGACGCCGACACCGGCAACGUCGAUGAUCAGCCCCUCAACCUCGGCGGCUUCCGGCGGCGCCAGCAGCACGCUAGAAUGGAUGCUUUGUAGCUAGCCCUCUCGGUGUACUUUUGGAUUGCUUCUUGGCUUAAUUCACCGGCGAGCCGGCCGGCUGGGGUAUGGGCCAUGCCGAGGUGUGGUGUCCGUGUAACUAGAUGCUGCCAGUUUUUGUGUCUUCUGAUCGAGCUGCAGUGCAGGGAAGCUAAGCGGGGCUAGCCUGCUAAUUGUGACGUGCAUGGAAUCUUUCGCUUGUUUGCUUCCCGUUGGAUUUUCUUCAGAUAUCAUUACUGAAGCCGGGUAGAGUUCAUGAUGCCACCCGUAAAGGUCAGGUGUACUCACCAAGAUGGGUGCAUGCCAUCUUUGUGACAAAAGUUGUUGCAUGCAACUGGAAAUAUUCAAUCAGACCAGACUAUAACAUGUUACAUUUCUUCAGAUCAA